AUGGUCGACACUCGAAGGUCCCGCAGGCUCGCCGGGCCGGCGCCCGAAGCGGCUGCCAUGGCCGUUCCGGGUUCGACCGCCGCUGGCCCUGUCGAGGCCCAGGCUUCACACUCUGCCUCGCCGUCUGGGACGCCCGCGCCCACGCCGGCCGCCGCCGCCCACACAAGCUCAAGCGCAUCGCCGGCACCUCUCACCCGCCACGCUGCUGUCACGGGCGGUGCGACCAUCAUCCUGCCGGAGAACCCCAUUCCCCUCUUCGACUUCUACCUCGAGCUGGGCGACAACCCGCACCUCGACUCCUCGGCCGGACCACUCAACCCGACGCACAAGGUGUUUGUGCCCAACGCCCACGCGGAGAUCGAUGCUGCUCUCAGCUGUUGGAAAAGGCUGGAGGCGUACUUUGCGACCGGCGACGCCGCCGGGUCCCCGUUGCAGCAGGCCGACGGCGUCAAGACGGAGGUGCAGGCAGGUGUCGGCGAUGCGCCUGUGACCAGGGCGUCUGCCAGGGACAGGUCGAGCUCGACCGAAGCGAAGAGCAGCGACAAGGCGGGCACGACCACCAGCAGAAAGCGCAGGACGGCAGCGGAGGACCCGGUGCCGCCCCAGCAGCCGCUGGACAGUGCCGGCGAGCAAGAGGCAAAGACGCUGGCGCUCGAGGUCGAGCUGUUCCCCGUCAAGCGCUACCUGUACGACCUUGGCAUCGUUCGCUACCCGGAGAGCGACAAGCUCGAGCUCGUCUUCCAGGUUCAGGCCCACGCCCCGUCCAGCCUGGUCGAGAGGCUGGAGUCGCAGCGCCAGAGGCUUCAAAAGGCUCUCGACUCGAGCUUUGAUUUUAACAAGUGGUUCCAGAAGGGUCCCGAAGAUGCCAACUGGAAGCUGGAGCGAGAGAUCCUCCGUGACGAGUGCCCCACCAGCUGCGCCCUGGGCUACAUCGUGCCCAGCGCCAUCGGCGACGCCGGCCACCCGCUCUGCCAUCUCGAAGAGAACCUUGUGACGCGCGAGUGGGUCACGCUGUACGGCGAGGUCACGCUGCGCGAGCCCAUCUUCCCGCCCGACGAGCCCAUCAUCGGUGCUGGUGCUCCCCAUCCGUGGGGUCGGGCACGGAUGGAAAAGGACGCCUACGCGACCUGGUGGGUCGAUCCGCUGACGGGCGCGCGCAUCGCCGAGGAGUCGCCUCACAAGCGCGCACCGCCGUCGCGCCUGCCCGGGGACAUGCUGAUCGAGGUCGGCCUGGCACCCGAGGCGCUCCACUACGGCGCUGAUGGCCACGCCGACGGCUUCAUCGAGUCUGUCCAGGACCUUCCGGCUAACGUCGCUCCGAACGCGCUGACGCUCUCACGCUCGCUGAAGCACCUCCUGCCGCGGGUCGUCGACUACGCCGACGGCUUCCUCGAAGUCAAUACGGCCGUCAAGAGCCUCUGGGACGACACCAAGUCAUUCUACCGCCUGCCGCCAGCGAGGACCAGCCUGAGCACGUGCAAGAAGCUGCUCGCCAAGGAGCAGCCGUCGCCCAAGAAGUCGCCGAGCCGAGGCAACAACUACAAGCGACGCAAGGCCGACGUGGGGCUCGUCCAGCGGAACAAUGGCCGCAAGCGCAUCGCCGACCCGAGCCACACCACGACCGAGCUGGUCACCUGCGAAGAGCUCGAGGCCGAGGCCGACGAGGACGACGAAGCCUUCCUGCCCCUCGACACCAACAUUGCCAGCCUGCUCGAGAUGUGCCGCCCGCCGAGGGAUGGCGCUAUGCGAGCGCCGCCGAGCGAGGUGAUCCCCACUCCGCUGCUCCCCUACCAGGCCCGCUGCCUCGCCUGGAUGGUCGAUCGGGAGACUGCGCUCGAUGACGAAGCAGAGCUCACCUACCCGGGAUGGCUCGCCCUCAAGACCAAGCCGGUCGAACGCGUCAAUGCGCUUCGCCGACAGAUGGCCCUGGACUGGAAGCGCAAGCAGGCCGACUGGGAGUACCAGAGGAGGCUGGCAAAGCAUCGGCAGCAGGAGCACGAGCGGGAGCAGAAGGCAAAGGCAGAGGAAGGCGAGGAAGUCAAGCCCGACCCCGAGCAGUCGGACCAGGGAGGAUCGUCCGACAGAAAGGGCAAGAGAGCCCCACCCAAGAGGGCGCCGGCCAAGGUCAAGGGCAAGGGCAAGGCGAAAGUGAUCGCAGCCUCGAACGAGCCGGCUCCGAUGGCCGUGACCGAGGCCGACGUCGUCCUCAAGGAGCCAUUCACCGAUCCCGUCGACGUCGAGCUCUUCUUUGACGAGUCGACGGGCAUCGUGUCGCUCCGUCACUUCACCUGCCGUCGCCGCGAGCCCGGCGGCGUGCUCUGCGAGUCGAUGGGGCUCGGCAAGACGCUCGAGAGCCUGGCCUUGGUGGCAUCGAACCCGUGCCCGAGCAUCCAGGGACUCACGCCUGCCCAUCGAUCCCGCUCGGCCUCGCUGGUGGCGGGCCUCGGCCGCGGCGAGCUGAAGCCGCUCGUCUCCCGCGCAACGCUGGUCGUGUGCCCGGCGGCGCUCAUCGAGCAGUGGCUCGACGAGAUCCGCAAGCACUUCCGCAGCAGGCAGACCGGCACCGCACCCGUUCCUGGUCAACCGGGCACCACCCAGCCCGGCGUCGUCCGCUUCAGCGACGACAUGUUCAGGUGGGGCCGCUCAGACUCGCGCACCGCCGUGCGGGACUGGGCGUCGGCCAACCUCGUGGAGCCCGACAUCGUCGUGGCGUCCUACGAGGACCUGGCGUCGCAGCUCUCGCUCAGCCAGAAGACGACCGAUAACGGCAGCGGGCCUCGCUCGCCGUUGCUCGAGGUCCUGUGGUGGCGCGUGAUGCUCGACGAGGCCCAGAUUGUGGCCGCCAGCCCGAGCAAGGCCACCGCCAUGGUCCACGAGCUUUGGCGGGUCAACUGCUGGAUGGUGACGGGAACGCCCGUCGCCAAGGGCAUCAAGGACCUCCACGGCAUCUUUGGCUUCCUCGACCACGAUCCGCUAGCGUCGCCGCACAAGUUCAAGGACCUCCUCGAGCGCCCCUUUGCUGAGGGCGAGAUCGAGGGGAUCCGCAGGAUGCGCGCAGUGUUGCCGCGCUACAUGUGGCGCCACACCAAGGUGCACGUCCAGGACGAGAUCGCCCUGCCGCCCUCGAACACGGAGUGGCUCGAGCUCGAGCUGCCCGAGGUCGAGAGGCUCUUUUAUGAGCGCGAGGUCAAGCGUCACCGCGAUCUCAUGGCGCGCCGCGCCGGCCGAGGGCUGCGCGAUCCGGGAGACAUCAAGUUCCUCGUCACCCUGCGCCAGCUGCUCAGCCACCCGCAAGUCGCCCAGCAGCUCGGCUACGGCGCAGGUGGCAAGCGCCUCACCUUUGACCAGCUCUUCUCCUCGCUCUGCGCCAAGUCGGACGCCGAGCUCAACGCGCUGCGCAAGGACGCCGUCCUCGCCACGCUCCAGCUCAUCUGGGGCCAGGACUUUUACGAAGAGGAGCGCAACAAGCGUCGCUGGACCGGCGGGCCUCCUGUGCUCAGGGGCGAGGAGGUCUGCAUCGCACUGCGACGCGCACUCAAAAUCUGCCAAGAUGCGUGCGCGGAGAGAAGGGCAAGGGGUGUUGGCGAUCCGGAAGAGGAUGAGGGGGACGAGGAGCACGUCGGAGCAGCCGGAGCGGACGGGAGUGCCGACCUCGGCCUCGAGCAGGCGGCCAAGAAGACGAACCGCGGCGACCAGGCCUACAGGCCGAGAGGUCGAGGCAAGAGGAAGUCGGCGGGCUUGGAUGACGACGAGGAGGGUGGCGGACACACCGCCUUCCGCUGGAGCGAGGCGCUCUACUGGGUCAAGAUGCUCCUGCAGAAGCACCGGGCCAAGGAGGGCGGACAGCAGCACCCCGAGGCGGGCAGCGCCCCUGGCGACGCCGCCGCCACCGCGCUGGAAGGAGCGGGCAUCGGUCAAAGCAGGGCCGACCAGACCUUGGCCGACGAGGAGGUGCAGGAGCCGCGGGGCCCCUGGGAUCCCCUGCGACCGACCCGCGUCUUUUUCGAAAAGGCCUUCAAGAACGCCACCGACAAGAGCGUCGACCUCACUGACCCGCGCUUCCACCUCAUCGUCCAAGACGCCGGCUCGGAGGACAUGGACGAGGGUGCGCUCGAAGAGGUCGUCGCAGCCCAUCGACGAGGCCUGUACGGCGACGAGGGCGACGCACAGGACGGUCACGAUGGCGGCGGCGACGAUGCCGAGGCCGGCCCGAGCUCCAACGGCGCCGCAUCCUCCGCCAAGCGCCGCAAGGCCUCGCCCAAAAACACCCGCAACGAUGGCGACUUUGAGCCGGUCCUGAAAAAGUCACGUCUGCGCGGCAACGCGGCCCAGCGGCAGUCGGCGCGCGUUUGGUACUACAAGCCGCGUGAGAAGCUCUCGACCACCCACACGCGGCUCCAGGGCGUCCUCGCCCGGCAGGAGGCCAAGGAGCGCGAGGUCGCCUUCCUGCACACGCGGAGGGACGAGGUGCUUGGUCCGCAGACCGCGACCGACGCCGACGGCGGCGACGGCAAUGGCGAUGGCGACGGCAAAAAAAGCGGCGGAGCUGACGCUGCUACGAUGGCCGAGUGCGGCGUCUGCCUCGAGGCCAUGCUCUGCCCGGGCGUCCUGCCCUGCUAUCACUCCUUCUGCCUCGACUGCCUCCAGAAGCUGGCCGCCGACGCGCCUCGCUGCCCCAACUGCCGACUCCGCUUCACGGCCGACGACAUCACCGAGAUCCUCCGGCCUGUCGAGAAGCGACGCCCGAGCCCGGGCGCCGGUGGCGAGGAUGACGCGGACGCCGUCUACGGCGACUUUGGCGGCAAGAUCAGCGGCCUCAUCCGCGACCUCCGCAGCCGCCUGCGCCAGGACCCGACGCACAAGGCCGUCGUCUUUUCGCACUGGAAGACGAUGCUCUCGUUCAUCCAGACGGCGCUGCUGGAGAACGGCAUCGGAGCUGUCGCGUUCGCUGGCGGUUCAACGUCUCAGUCGCACGCCCUCACGUCGAUCCGCGACGACGCCGAGACCCAGGUGAUCCUGGUCCCCUUCCGCGCCAGCGAAGGAGCGGCGGGCCUGACGCUGACCUGCUGCGACCUGGCCUACAUGAUGGAGCCCGCCAUGGACGGUGCGCUCGAGGCGCAGGCCAUUGGCCGGAUCAACCGCAUCGGUCAGGCCAGAACGACGACCGUCAUCCGGGUCAAGAUGAAGGACACCAUCGAGUCGGCCGUCAUCGAGGUCGCGGAGCAGAAGGGUAGGCAGGGCCUCGCCAAGCUGCCCGGAGCCGCCGAAGCCCAGGUCGAUGCUAGUGCGGCCGACGCAGCCAGCGACGACGCGGCCGGCGACAGCGCCAUGGCCUCGACGUCGGCCGCGCCCAGCACUCCGAGCAAGCAGGGACGCUCAUCUGCGCGGGUCGCCGAGCUCCGGGCGCAGUCGAUUGCGGCCUCGCUCAGCUCGACGGUGGGAGCUGCCAAGAGCAGCAGCGAGUCGAGCCACCACCUGACGAUGGAGGACAUGGCCAAGAUCCUCGGCUUCGACAUCGAGGAAGAAAAGCGCCUCGAGGCCGAGCGCAGGGCCGCCGUCGCCGAACACCGCCGGCAGGAGCUGGAGAGGAUGGGCUUCCUCGCCCAACCUCAGGUCGUGGAUCGCGCCGAAGCGGAGCGCGCCGCCGAGGAGGCGGCAUUCGAAGAGGUCCUCCACCAGGAAGCCGAGCUGGAGCGCAGACGGGCUGUCGCGAUCGGGAUGGCCCACUUCAACAUGGGUAUGGCCCGGAUCGAAGCUAGGCUGAAUGCCGAUCCGAAUUGGAUGGCGUUCGCCGGAAGGUUGGCGGCCGCUGACGCAAUGAUUGCACAGAGGAUGUUGUUCGGACGAGGAGGAGGAGCCGGCCAGGCAGGAGAAGCAGGCCGAGCAGAAGAAGCAGAGGGGGCAGAGGGAGCAGAGGGAGCAGAGGGAGAAGAAGGAGGAGAAGAAGGAGCGGGAGGCUGA
This is a messenger RNA of Pseudozyma flocculosa PF-1, 5961 nucleotides long. RefSeq lists its product as uncharacterized. Gene Ontology annotation, cellular component: nucleus. The record is from RefSeq and is a predicted model, not a curated record. NCBI's taxonomy places the organism in Eukaryota, Fungi, Basidiomycota, Ustilaginomycetes, Ustilaginales, Ustilaginaceae. Gene Ontology annotation, molecular function: ubiquitin protein ligase activity; metal ion binding; ATP-dependent chromatin remodeler activity. The coding region runs from base 1 to 5961 and encodes 1986 amino acids. Gene Ontology annotation, biological process: DNA damage response; protein polyubiquitination. The transcript has 2 exons.